GCAGCCUUUGCGCAUAUGCAGAACAACAAGAGAGAAGUCGGCAGAGACGGAUAUAGUCAUAUCUCAAGUAAUUUACAGUGGCAAGAAGAUUCGUUCUCGGCAGCAUAAAAUAAAAAAUACAGCCUCUGCAGACAAACUGCUGGUUCUCAGUGAUGUCUUCUGAGUGGUGGCAGCAGUGGCCCCUGCUGGUCAGAAAUGGUAGCUCUCCCAUCCUGGACAACAGCAGCUGCUUCAGCUCCACACAGAGUACCGUACUCAAGGGAGUCAACUUUGGAGGCGUGCCAGUUGUUCUGCUGCUCGAUUUCUGCGUCUUUGUGGCAUUGCUCACCAUCUUCACCAUUGUCAGGAGGAAGUUCUGGGAUUAUGGACGUCUGGCAUUAGUUGCAGACAAAAAAGGGCUCACAGAGACAACACACCGUCACUAUGGACGCAUGUCAUCUUUUGUAGAUGACCCUGAGUAUGAACUGGGAUGCUGCUCUUGGCUGCCUUAUAUCAUCAGAAUGGAUGAGGAAAAAAUCAAGGCCAGAUGUGGCAUGGAUGCUGUUCACUACCUGUCCUUCCAGCGUCAUCUGAUUGCCUUGCUGAUAGUAAUAAGUGUCACCUCCCUUGGAAUCAUACUGCCUGUGAACUUGACUGGAGACCUGCUGAAUAAUGAUUUUGGAAGGACAACUAUUGGGAAUCUUCAGCACGGAAACCACCUGUUAUGGCUGCAUACAGUGUUCGCAGUUCUGUACCUGAUCCUGACUGUUGCCCUGCUGCGACGCCACACCUCACAGAUCAAAGGAAUGCGCAGAGAGACAGCCAGAAACACCUUGUUUGUGAGUUCAAUCCCUGAAACAGCAACGGAUGAAGCUAUAAAGACCCAUUUCACAGAGGCGUACCCUUCCUGUCAAGUGUGUGCCGUGACCUUGGGCUAUAACGUGGCAAAGCUCAUGCAUCUCGAUAAGGAAAGGCUGCGAGCUGGAAAAAACCUGCACUACUAUGAGCGUGUCUUAGACAGCACAGGGGAACGUGAGCUGAUUAACCCCCAGUUGUGUGGUCACCUCUGUUGUUGUUGUGCCAACUCUGAGAAGGUUGAUGCCAUAGAGUACUACAGGACUAAAGAGAAAGACCUGUUGGAAGAGGUGAGGAAGCAGGCAGAAGUGGUACCACAGCACCCCCUGGGGAUUGCCUUUGUCACCUUGCAGACAGAGGCUAUGGCAAAGUACAUUCUGAAAGACUUCAAUGCACUCGAAUGUGGUGGCACAAACUGCUGUUGUGGGAGGGUACCCCAACCUUCAUCCAACAGUAAUACCCUGAAAGUGAACAAGUGGAGGGUCAGCUUUGCACCCCAUCCCAAAAAUGUGUUUUGGGACAAUCUCUCAGUGCGGGGUUUUUCCUGGUUCACGCGCUACAUGAUGCUCAACUUCUUCCUUUUCUUCCUGCUCACCUUCCUCACGACUCCCUCCAUCAUUAUCAGCACCAUAGACAAGUUCAAUGUAACUAAGCCCAUCUACUAUCUCAAUAGUCCUAUCAUCAGUCAGUUCUUCCCCAGUCUCCUGCUGUGGUCCUUCUCUGCACUGCUGCCCACCAUAGUCUACUAUUCAACACUAGGAGAGGCACACUGGAGCAGGUCUAGUGAGCAGCUGAGCAUGAUGCGUAAGCUGUACUUCUUCCUGCUCUUCAUGGUGCUAAUCCUCCCUUCGCUAGGACUCACCAGUCUUGCAGUGUUUUUUCGCUGGCUGUUUGAUAAAGAGUUUCUCUCAGAACGAAAUCUGAGGUUUGAGUGUGUGUUCUUACCUGACCAAGGUGCAUUUUUUGUCAACUACGUGAUCGCAGCAGCCCUGGUGGGCUCUGGGAUGGAGUUGCUGCGGUUGCCAGGGUUACUGCUGUACAUGAUUCGCAUGGCGUUUGCUCGCUCUGCUGCUGAAAGGAAAUAUGUCAAACAGAACCAGGCCUAUGAGUUCGAGUAUGGAGCUAUGUAUGGCUGGUCCCUGUGUGUGUUCACUGUCAUUAUGGCUUACAGCAUCACAUGUCCUAUUAUUGUGCCUUUUGGUCUCCUGUACAUGAUGCUUAAGCACCUGGUGGACAAACACAACCUGUACUUUGCCUAUCUACCCGCUCGCAUAGACCGCCAUGUCCACUUGGAAGCUGUCAACCAAGCUCUGGCUGCACCCAUCAUCUGCCUAAUAUGGCUCUACUUUUUUUCUGUCCUCAGAACAGGUUUCUGGGCUCCCACAUCUCUAUUCACACUGGUGGUCCUGUGUAUCACUGUCUUCAUCUCUGUUUGCCACACCUGCUUUGGCCAUUUCAAGUACCUCAGUCCGCACAACUACGAGGUGAAAGAGGAGGAUGAGGAGGCAGCGGAUGGCGUGGAAGAAAACAGCACGGUCUACCUUCCCAGAGUGCUUAAUCCCAAAUCGCCUGCCAGCGUCCCACAGGAGUCGGAUCCCCGGAAGUCUUAUGGCACUACGCAGGAGAGCAUGGUCUACAGCCCAGAGGAGAAAAGCAUGUCAGAUGGCUGAAUCAGUGUAUUUCAACACCGAGUCAAAACUUUGAAGACAAUGAUUUCAGCAUUGGAAUCAGAGUUCGAAUUGACCUCGUUGAUCAGUCUGUUCCACUGAGAGAAGACCUCCAGAUGUUACUGCAGAAAAGGUGCAACAGAUUCCAAAGAUCAUACAAGCUUCUUUUGGAAUUAUAUACUGUAAGUAUCAGUGAGGUCAGCGUGAAAUUAUUUGCACUUAAUCAGCAUAGGGCACACAGCCAUGAGAAACCAGCUCAGUCUUCUAUCAUAUCCAUUAUAAAACACAGUUACUUGUUCUUUUUUCUGUAUGAGGCCUCUCCAAUAAGGACCAAUUUACCAAGAAAUGUUAAGUCGAAACCUGCCAUUUCAAACAAACUGCAAUGAUUGCCGGGAAAAAAUGCUGGAAUUAUUUUUUUGCACACGCCAAAGGUAAUUAUGCAAGUAUUACUGGAGCAAGAUAAUCAAACCAGCAAAACUGACCCCAAAGACAGGAGAACCAAGUACAGCUUGUUCUUUUUUUGUCCAGAGUUUAAAUUUCUUCACAGUGCCUUUCUGAUGCUCAGAGGACAAAACCCGCCAAGGGAAUAAUUUAUUGUCUACUGUUAAUAAUGCAGUUUUUGUAUCAUGAAAGGUCUGUCAUGUGUUUACUAAAAA
Messenger RNA from Scatophagus argus, 3157 nucleotides. RefSeq names its product transmembrane protein 63A (gene tmem63a). NCBI's taxonomy places the organism in Eukaryota, Metazoa, Chordata, Actinopteri, Scatophagidae. The transcript has 23 exons. Gene Ontology annotation, molecular function: nucleic acid binding; calcium-activated cation channel activity. Gene Ontology annotation, cellular component: plasma membrane. Bases 153 to 2504 code for a protein of 783 amino acids. The record is from RefSeq and is a predicted model, not a curated record.